Messenger RNA from Fimicolochytrium jonesii, 1004 nucleotides. RefSeq lists its product as uncharacterized. The transcript has 6 exons. The record is from RefSeq and is a predicted model, not a curated record. Lineage: Eukaryota; Fungi; Chytridiomycota; Chytridiomycetes; Spizellomycetales; Powellomycetaceae. The coding region runs from base 93 to 614 and encodes 173 amino acids.
GGGGAAUAAAGUAACGAGUUCCACAACACUUCUAAGGUUAAGAGGGGAGUUAUGAAUAACCCUAACCCGAUCGGGCAAGACCUCCAUUGUCCAUGACUUUACUCCAUCGUCCUUUCCCAAAUACGCAUCACUUGCUGUCACCUCGUUCUCAACGCAACGUCCACCCUCAUCGCGCGAAAAGCUAUGGAACUGCAAGGCUCCUGCCAUUGCGGCAAAGCGUCCUUCACCUGCACAUCGCACACGCCUGUGCCGUACAUGCGUUGCUACUGGCUGAAACACUGAAGGUGACGGGUGAACAGCACAUAAAAGCUUAUCAGGCAAAUAAGCAGAAAGAGGAUGGGACCUCUGAAUUGAGUUCGCACCACCGCCACUUCUGCACCUUCUGCGGCUCCGCUCUCUGGGCCGCCGACGCCCGCUGGCCCACAUGGAUCUGGCCCUACGCCAGCGCAAUCGACACGCCGCUCCCGCAAGCGCUCAAAACAACACACAUCUUCCUCGCGUCCAAACCGGACUGGGUGCCUGUUGAGGCACAGGAGGGCGAUCUUACUUUUGAGGGGUAUCCGGAGGACUCGAUUGAGAGUACGCAUAAGAAGAAUGGGUGGUGGGUUGAGUGAUUGGUGUGAUGCCUGGCGUACUGUGAGGAUUGAAGUUUCGGUUUUGUUGGUGAAGAGUAUUGCCGUCUGUACAUGAACGCGAGCUGGAUUACGGUUUUGAUGCGGCUCUCGACUCUGCCCGGAUCCCCCAAAAUGACCAAGGAUUGCCCUCGGGGUCUAAACCUCGUCAGCAGAAGUCUGCCCCGAAUCCGUCACAUCCACCGGCGUGCUGUAUCCCAGCGCCAAGCUAGCCUGCACUGACGCGCGCAUCUCGUCCAGGAGAUGACGUUUCUUUUUUAGCGUUUUGUGGCGGAGGGGGGAUUCCCUUGGGCGGCCUAUGCCAGGAUGUGAGCAGACGAGUGGGGGGAAAAGACGAUAAGGUUACGUACCUCGCUUCUCGCCGAUACUAGC